Molecule: messenger RNA, 2453 nt
Organism: Gopherus evgoodei (Goodes thornscrub tortoise)
Lineage: Eukaryota; Metazoa; Chordata; Testudines; Testudinidae
Gene: ZNF579
Product: zinc finger protein 579
Exons: 2
Coding region: 81-1457 (458 amino acids)
Source: RefSeq, a predicted model, not a curated record
GACACAGACACACUCCUCGCCCCCCUACGCCCCCCCGUCCUUGCACGGAGCCUGCAGCUGGCAGCAGAGAGCUCCCCACAAUGGAGACUGAGCUGCCCGAGUCCCCUGCCUCCCCAACACCGGGUCUGCCCCCAGACUCUCCCCAGGAGAUGCCGCCCCCGGAGCUGCUGGGCAGGCCCCCACGCCGGCUGCCCCACCAGUGCGCCUCGUGCCAGCGCCGCUUCGCCCAGGCCCAUGGCCUCCGGCAGCACCGGUGCCGUCCCCGCGACCCGCCCACCCAGAGCCCUGCCAGCAGCGAAUCCCACCGGUGCCACUCCAGCGCCAAGCGUGGGCACCAGUGCCGGGUGUGCGGGAAGCAGUUCAAAUUCCCCUACUACCUGGCGCGACACGGCCUGACCCACGGCGGGCAGAAACCAUUCCAGUGCCCGGUGUGCCAUAAGGCCUUCCGCCGCCCGGCCCACCUGGCCCGCCACCAGCGCACCCACGCCCGCCAGCGCUUCCCGGAGCCGGCCGAGCGGCUGCGCCAGCAGGCCGGGCCCCCAGGCGAGGGGCACGGGGGCGAGGAAGCCGACGAGAAGCAGGUGCUGCUGCAGGCGGACUGGACGUUGCUGUGCCUGGCCUGCCAGGAGGCUUUCGAGACCAAGGGCGAGCUGAAGGCGCACAAGUGCUUCAAGGCGCGGGGCCGGGCCGGGCCGGGUGGCGCCCAGCGGCACCAAUGCAACGUGUGCCACAAAUUCUUCGCCCGUCCCUGGUCCCUGUCGCGGCACCGCCGGGUGCACACAGGCGAGAAGCCGUUUGCCUGCCCCGACUGCGGCAUGGCCUUCCGCCUCUCCUCCUACCUCAAGCAGCACAGCCGGUGCCACGGGGCCGGGGCCGGGCUGCCCUUCGGCUGCCCGCUCUGCCGCCAGCGCUUCCGCAAGGCGGGCGAGCUGGCCAGCCACCGGCGGGCGCACGGGGAAGCCGCCCCCGGCCCGGAGCUGCCCCACAAGGGCUCCGAGUGCAGCGUCUGCAGCAAAGCCUUCAAAAGCAAGUACGACCUGGCCACCCACUUCCUGAUCCACACGGGCGAGCUGCCCUACCCCUGCGGCCAGUGCGGCAAGCGCUUCCGGCGUCUCUCCCACCUCAAGCAGCACCAGGUCACCCACACGGGCGCCCGGCCCUUCCAGUGCGUGCUCUGCCAGAAGGAAUUCAAGCGCCUGGCCGACCUGGCCCGCCACCGGCAGGUCCACCAGGGAGACAAGCCCCACCAGUGCGGCGUCUGCCACAAGUUCUUCUCCCGCGCCUACAGCCUCCUGCGGCACCAGCGCGGGCACCGGCCCGAGCUCCUGGCCGCCGCCCGGCCUGAGGCCUUCCUCAGCAACUCCUGCUUCGACAGCCAGGACCACUCGGCCUUCUGCACCCCCGAGGACGAGGAGGAGGAAGGGGGCGCGGCCGGUGGCUCUGGGGAGGGCUCGUGAUGUGCCCGGUGGGCAUUCUGAGCUGGAUUGGGGGGGGAGGGCAGAGGGGGGAUCCCCUGGGGCCUGGUGGGGGGACCCCUGGGUCAGAGUUGCAAGGAAAGGGUCCAAAGCCUUCCCCCAUCUGCUGAGCCAGUCCUUGAACUCUAUUCCUGGGAGUUUGGGGGGGGUGCAUGGAGAGAUAUUGAAGGGGGGCAGAGGAGAGGUCUGGGGGCGUCAAAGGGAACGGAGCCUGUGAGAGGGUGAGAUGAGGAGGUGGCAUAUUGGGGGGGUCAUCCCACACCUCUGUCGCGGGGGGGGUGUCAGAUGCUGAGAUCCGCGGCUGGCUGGUUAAUACCGAGGGGAGGGGAAUUGGGGAGCAGCCCAGGCAGCACCGGGGAUGGAAAGACAAAGUGGGGAAUGGCACAUGGGGCCCCUCCCCUCUAGGGGGCACCAGCCCCAGGGUGGGGACCAGCUGGCCUUGGCAGGGGGCAGGGAAUCUCCCCUCUAGCGUUAGACACUGGGCUAGAUGGGCCAAUGGGUCUGAUGUGGGGAGAUCACGCCAUGUUGUGGGAUGGGGGAGGGGGUACCCCUCGAUGGGUCACGCCAUGAUCUGGGAUGAGGGGAGGGGGUACCCCUAGAUGGGUCACACCAUGAUCUGGGAUGGGGGAGCGGGUACCCCUAGAUGGGUCACGCCAUGUUCUGGGAUGGGGGAGGGAGUGUCCCUCGAUGGGUCACGCCAUAAUCUAGGAUGGGGGACGAGGUACCCCUAGAUGGGUCACGCCAUGUCCUGGGAUGGGGGAAAGGGGCACCCCUAGAAGGAUUAUGCCAUUUGUUGGCAGGGGGUGGGCGGAGUAUCAGGAUGUAGAACUGUGGGUCCAAGAGCCCCAUCUGUCCCUGCCCUGCUGCCUGACCCCACUGUGAUCCCUGAGGGCAGUGGAGGGCCGGGCCCCCAUCCUCCCCCAUGGUUCCCUGACCCACUGACGCAGGGCCCUGCCCCAAGCCCCACUCCCUGCCCCU